AUGACCACCUGUGCAACUCAGGCUCACACAUACUCCACUCGUGCUCACAAUUUGAGAAAUUCAGCCACCAUCUCGGGUUGCAGAUGCCAGGCCUGCCUCAUGACACUCAUGGGGAAACUGAAGGGCAUCCCCAGACUGGCAGAGUUUAUUAAUCCAUCGAUCAAAGGAGGGGGCAGGAGACCUGGAGCAUGCGGAGGAGGCGGAGGGACAUACAUAGAGGGACAUAAGCACUGUAGAUACAUAGCCAUCCGACACCACAAGCCAGAAGACUCCGUCACCACUAUCAACGUGGCUGUGGGUCUCAAAUUAACUUGUGCGGUUCUGGCAAAUGCAACUACUCCUUCAUCUGUGGUCCAAAUAAUAUGUCGCGGGGUGCGAUCCGAUGCAUUGGCUGCUCGUUACUUAAUGGACGGCAGGAAGAACCAAAGACCUUCUCAGCAGGCCUUUAUACUCCAGGUUCUAUACAUGGUGCCGUUUGAUCUGGCUAGCGAUGCCACAAACUGGCUCUUACUAGACGCCGUGCUGGGCAAACGACAUACGUUCUUCCCUGAAGAAAUAUUCUUGUCUAAAUCGUUCGCCAACGUCUUUCGAGAUGACUACCUGAUUGCCCUAGUUCUCUUGAUGCAAACAAUGAAGCGCCGUAUUGAACCUCGGGCGAGCUCUGAGAAGACCAAAUGA
Molecule: messenger RNA, 678 nt
Organism: Cantharellus anzutake
Lineage: Eukaryota; Fungi; Basidiomycota; Agaricomycetes; Cantharellales; Hydnaceae
Exons: 4
Coding region: 1-678 (225 amino acids)
Source: RefSeq, a predicted model, not a curated record